AUGUCUAAUCCUUUGCCGGUUAUAACUAUACAAUGCGAUUGGAACGAUAUUAUAAAAUUACCCAAAGGAAACGCUUGGAUAACUUCAAAAAUAUUAAAUGAAAAUGGUAUCCAUGAUAAGCUUUCCACUAUUCUGAGUGAUGGGAAAGUGAAAAUUAUGUUUUCAGACAAUUACCAAUACAUUUCUCAUGGACCAUUGAGCUUGGUAAUAAAACACAUACCCUCAGAUCUCAAGGUGGCCUUCAUAGCCCCCUCAAAAGCUCAUAAAAUUCAUAGCAAAGGUGUGUUGUCUGUAGCAGUAGCUGAGAAUGCUUUAGCUGUGUCAUCGUGUGAACAAGAUAAACUUGUGGUUUGGGAUAGCAGGACAGGUGAUCUAAACCUCGAGCUGAAAGGCCAUGGUGGUCCAGUUUACAAGUGCAGAUUCUUCCCAUCAGGGAUUGUAGUGUUAUCUGCCGGUGCUGAUGGUUCCUGCAGGAUCUGGUCUGCGGAGUCUGGAAUUAAUCCUGUUACUUUGAAGGGACACACAAUGGCUGUGUGUGAUACCUGUAUCAUUGAAAGAGGAAGAAAUGUUAUAUCUGUUAGCAAAGAUGGUUCAGCAAAAUUAUGGGAUGUUGGUGAAUCAAAGUGUCUGGCUAAUGUUGUUGAAGGACAUGGACAGAUCAACUGCUGUGCCCUCUCCACAACUAGUGAGGAAGUUGAAGUUGAAAAUGAGAGAGAGGUAGGCACAAAUAACAAAUUGCUGGUAGUAGGAUGUGAGAGUGGACAAGUAAUCUGUUCUCAUGUGGCCAAGAGAGCUCAAGUUUAUACUAAGCAGUUGGAUUCUGCUUGUAACACAAUCAUUAUCUUGGACCAAUCUAUAAUUAUUGGCUGUAGCGAUGGAAAGAUAGUAAAAUUAAAUCUUGAAAAUGGAUCACUAUUAAAAGAAUGGCAUGAAUCAGCCAGUCCUGUGCUCAGCAUGGUAGUUCUGACCAAUCAAAUGUUUGCUGUGGGACGACAGGAUGGCACAUGCACUGUGUUCACUCUUGAUGAGGGUGACUCUAAACUUAGAGUGCAACUGACUGGUGCCGACUGUGAUGGCAUCAGGGACCUCUCGUUCAAUGGCAAGUGGGUAUUCGCUGGCUGUAGAGAUGCUAUGGUGCGGAAAUACGAUUUUAAUCAAAUCAAUGUCCAUUUCAAAUAA
This is a messenger RNA of Spodoptera littoralis (African cotton leafworm), 1179 nucleotides long. Lineage: Eukaryota; Metazoa; Arthropoda; Insecta; Lepidoptera; Noctuidae. The record is from the annotation of a GenBank genome assembly.